Phytophthora infestans T30-4 is the source of this 2179-nucleotide messenger RNA. Its product is annotated as aconitate hydratase, putative. NCBI's taxonomy places the organism in Eukaryota, Oomycota, Peronosporomycetes, Peronosporales, Peronosporaceae. The coding region runs from base 25 to 2127 and encodes 700 amino acids. The transcript has a single exon. The record is from RefSeq and is a predicted model, not a curated record. Gene Ontology annotation, molecular function: hydro-lyase activity.
CUGAAGCGCACUAAUACUCCCACAAUGGCGACCGCUUCCGCUGAUUCCACGCCCCCUGCGCGCAGGCCGCUUACGCUGCCGGAAAAGAUUCUUACGCACUGGGCUGUGGGUCUGACUAAGCCCGAAGUGACGCCUGGCCAGAUGCUGUGCGUCAAGGCGCAGUGGACGCUGGCCUGUGAGAUCACGUGGAAGUCCAUGGACAAGACGUACCAGGACAUGGGCCGCCCGCGUAUCUGGCGCAACGAUCGCUUCUGGCUGGCUGUGGACCAUACCGUGGACCCGCGUGUGAACCACCAGCCGCGUCAGCAGAUGAUGAUUAAAGCGUCUGAGGACUUUGCCAAGGAGGCGCAGCUCACUAACUUCCAGCCGCCCAACACUACCAUCCUCCACACCGAGUUUUACCGCCAACGUGCGCAGCCUGGCCAGAUCGUGGUGGGUGCCGACUCACACUCGUGCAGUACCGGUGGCCUUGGCGCCUUCGCUAUUGGUUUGGGCGCUGCUGACGUUGUCAUGCCCCUUGUGACGGGUGAGACGUGGAUCAAGGUGCCCGAGACGGUGCUCAUUGAGUUUGUAGGCACUCCUCCCAUGGGCAUGGGUGGCAAGGACGUCAUGCUCUACACUCUGGGCCAGUUAAAGUGCAACACGGUGGCGAUUGGCCGCUGCGUGGAGUGGGGUGGCAACAUCUCAGCGCUGUCCUGCGACGCCCGCUUCGCUAUCAGUAACAUGACGGCCGAGUUCGGUGGUAUUGCCGGCGUCUUCCCCGCUGACGAGCGCACUGCUGCGUACAUCUCCAAGCGCCCGGACCAUAACCAGGACGCGCUCUACUUCCGUGCUGACGAGGACGCGCAGUACGCCGAGAAGUUCCAGAUCGACCUGGACAACCUGGAGCCCCAGGUGGCUCUCUUCCCGUCGCCUGACAACGUCAAACCUGUGUCGGAAGUCGUAGGCAUGAAGCUGGAUGGCUGUUUCAUCGGUGCCUGUACUACCGCCGAAGAAGACCUGGUGCUCGGUGCUCUGGUGCUUGAGGCUUGCUUGAAGCAAGGCAUGACCCCCGUGGCUCACGGCCAGCGUCGUGUGACUCCUGGCAGUCAGAUCAUCGUCGACAACCUUAAGAAGCACGGUCUCAUUGACGUGUACGAGAAGGCCGGCUUCAUUGUGGGUGCUCCAGGCUGCAGUUUCUGUCUGGGUAUUGCUGCUGACGUUGCAGGCGAGAACGAGGUGUGGCUCAGCUCGCAGAACCGCAACUACCGCAACCGCAUGGGCAAGGGCUCCAUCGCCAACCUCGCGUCUGCCAUCACUGUGGCUGCUUCCAGCUUCACCAUGGAAGUCACCGACCCGCGUCCAUUCCUGAAGCUCAUUGACGUGGAGAAGUUCAACUCGGCUGUCCCCAAGCAGCCUGCUGUACCCAUCACGAUCGCUGAGGUCGACCCGGAACUCCCGACUGCUGCGGCUGAGGAGGCGGGCAACGCCGAUGCUGAGGCUGCUGCGUCGCUCGAUACCUUCUCAGGUUCCAUCCAGGGCCGCGUGCAGGUGUUUGGUGACAACAUUGACACGGACGCUAUUCUGCCCGGUGAGUUCUUGUGUGAGAACGACAUGGAGGCUCUGGGUAAGGUCGCCUUCCUGCACACGAACCCAGACUUCCGCGGCAAGGUCAAGCAGGGCCAGGACGUUGUGGUUGCUGGCCACGGCUUCGGCUGCGGAUCGUCGCGCGAACAGGCUGUGACGGCCAUGAAGGGUGCAGGUGUGAAGGCUCUGAUUGCGCGCUCGUUCGGGUACAUUUUCUCGCGUAACUACCAGAAUUUUAGUCUGCUGGGCAUCCAGCUGGACGACGACCGCUUCUAUGAGCUCGCCAAGGAGAACGUGGACAUCACAGUCAACAUGACUGGACGCACGAUUGAGGUUGGCGGUGAGACCUUCUGCUUCAACAUGUCGCUCUUUGAGGAGCGUCUGCUUGCUGGCGGUGGCAUCAUGCCGCUGUACAAGAAGUUCGGCAACCGUCUCUUCCGAGUGGCAGUUCAGGACCCUGCGGCCGACAAGGGAAGCUGCGGCAGCGGCAGUGGCUGCUCCAGCAAGGAGGAGGCCCCGGCGUCAACAGUAGCAGGUGCGUCUAAGGACCUGUCGUGGUAGAGUGUCCAGAGCAUGGAGAAACAAAGAUAAUGUAACAUGCUUUAUUUUUUCA